CUUUUCCUCCCGCUUCAUCCUUCCUUACCCCUCUUUUCCUUCCUGACGCAUGAACAAGACAUUGUGAUCUUUCCAACACCAAUUCUGAGCCUCAUCCUGGCUACAAGGAAGGUAGGGAGGACAGCAUCAUGAUGCCGUUCUCCAUCCCAGCCAGAGUCGUUGAUGAGGCGCAAGACGACCCCAAACAUGCCAGUCCAUCACAUGGUCGUUCUUCUUCUCUCACAUCUCCACCUCCACCACCCAUGUUCUUCAAUCCUCCUCCGGCAUACCCGUACGAGCCUCCUGUAGCUACUAUAUCGCCACCGACCACCUCCCCCCCAGCCUCGUCGGCCAAUCUCACUCUCAAAGGUCAGCUGGGGGCCUUGUUCGGUGAAGAGAAACCCCGUCCGACUCCUCGUCCUGUGCAACGCCUAUCCAGUGAAUCGGCCACAUCUCCCGGAUCUUGGGGCUCGAAAGGCAGCUACGGCUCAACCGGAUCGAGUCAAGAUCCGGAAAGCAGCGAGCACCUGGCUGAAGCUCGUGCAAAGCUGCUCUCAGAGACCCCGAAUCCCAGCGCACCUACCAGCAGACGGCAGUCGGAAUCUUCCGGUGUGUCUGGCAAGUUUGACUUACACAUCAUCAGUCCUACUCCCCCUCUCAUACCGAGGGGACUGGAAGAUGAUCCCGAGGAGGGUCCGACCAAGCCUGUGGCGACUGCUGUCCACGUACCUCAACCGCCAGAACCAGAGGAGCUCGUCCAUGCUUGGGAUAGUGUCUGGCCCACUUCCGGUGCUCCAGUCAGACCUUCUCCUUCCGAUCCUGGACCAUCUCGAUUUCCCAUCGCUCCGAUGUCACCUUUUGUCACUCCGACAUUUUCCCCCGCGGCAAUGCCUCAACCCUCUGCUGCUGGCUUCCGCAGACCUUCGCCCCCAGUUGGGCCACACGGUCGUUCAGGAUCCCCCUCCCCCCUUCGUUUCUCGCCCCAUGGAUCCCCAGGAGUCGACGAUAGGUCGAGUCCAAAAAGGGAUCAGUCACCCGUACCUUCGCCAACAGCUAUCAGGCAUCGCAGAUCAGCCUCGCAUUCUUCUCCCACCGGCGACAGACCAUGGCUCUCACAUGACCGCCUCGGGAAAGAGGGGUCUGUCGCCAGCCCGCCAUGGAGUCCUCUCCGCCCACCCGGUCAGCUUCCUGCUGUCAAGUCUUCGGAAGGUCGUGUCGAGGGACCACUCGUAGUCCGCGCUUUGCAGAGGAAUAAUUCCGGGUCCGGUUUGAAGCUGUCAGAUACUGGACAAACUUCCCCGCGUCUUCCAGCCACAGCGGGGAUCACAGGUCGACCUCGUGGUAAAUCGCUAUCCAAUCGAGGUCCAGUUCAUACUCCAUCUCCGUCAGCCCUUGCGUCGGCAAAGUUGCUGGAAAGAAGAGAUUCAAGAUCCAGCAUCAAUGCGCUGUCGCGUACAUCCUCAUCAAGCUCAACUCAUUCCCCACUGCCUCCGUCUGUUGAGUCCCUCGCGCUAGCUGAGACCUCCUUGGAGCCUAUCGCUUUGCCUCCGGCUGUCAGCCUUCCGCCCGUUCCCACCUCCGAGAUCACCGAUGUUGAGAAAAAGUUGAUUAGAGUCACCUCACCACCAUUGUUUGCCCCCGUCGCCCGCCCGGCAAAGCUACGGCGAGCCUUGUCCGACUAUGAAGCGGCUGCCCGUCCUGGCCUAAGGAGUUUUGCACAGUCCCUGAAUUCUGCUGCCGACACAGGUCUUUCCACCAAACGCUCACUCGACGAUGCUGCUCUGCCUUCUCCCUCGAUAUCCAUGGACAACGGUGCGCCGCCCCUGCGUUUGAAUAAAUCACCAAGGAUAUCACCCCACAUCCUCCCUCCGAUCAGCGCCACAUUAAGCGGCCCGAAAUCUCCUUUCCUCGGCAGCGGUCCAUUUGAAGACAAGACGCCGAUAAAUACCGGUGACCUCGGUGAACUGCCGGGUCGUUUCGAGGAGUUUGGUCUUUACGACGAAGGCGACAUGCUUCCCGUCGGCGUAGCCGAUCUCGAUAUGGACGUCACUUUCGAUGACGAAGGUUUAAGCCAAUUGGAGAGGAUAUUCCUGCUGAGCAAGUCGGAAUACCCUUUCCAUCGUGCCUACGUAGCACGAAUGCUGGCAGAUCUAUUGGAAGAGGUGGAUCCAUGCGAAUCAGUCGAGUAUGUCCUUCCACUAUUGAUAAAUUAUUCACUCGACGCGGACGAUUCGGUCAAGGAGUCGUUUGCUGGGGAGUUGCACAAGGUACUUUGGUAUUUUUUCUCCCGAUGUAAUCUCGUGGAGACGGAAGUUGAUACUGGGGAGGAGGGCCAUAGCGAGGUUACGACUCCCCUUCCCUUACCGAUUCCUGUGUCUCAGGCUGCGGUGACUGUCACUUCGGAGGGAAUGCGCGUCAUACCGAAGCCCAGUGUCGAAGAUGACCAUGUUUUGCAGCCAAAAAGGGAUGCCACGCUUUCUCCGGCUCCUGGCAAUGCUAGCGCUGGCUCAAGCUUGCGAGCGGAAUCUGCGACCAUGAUCGGUACUCCUGACCGAGGAACUGUCGAUACCCCAAACUCUCUCAGCAUCCAAUCCGAUGAUACAGCUUUUAGUCCUCAUAUCAUGGUUCCGACUCGAACUGUCGACGAUCAAGGCGACCAAGACGGAGCCAAAGCUGCCCCUGUGUUGUGUCCUCCUCCCACCCUCUCUGUUCACGUCUUCACGCCUCUUUUGUGCUCUCUACUUCUCAGCUCUCACGCAGCAGUAGUAGAAGCGGUCCGCGUUGGUCUGAUAGCCAUUCUCAGCAGACUACGAGACCGUCCCGUCCCCGAUCCGAACAUGUGGAAGUCCGAAUGGCACGAUAACUGUGAAUGCAAUGAACGUCGCACAUUCCUGUCACAAGAUGGUCCCCACGCACAUGAUCUCAUGCCGAUGUCUCGAUCAGCUCGAAAUAUGGUGGAAAGAUGUGUAGUCGAUGGUAUCAUUCUGGGAAUGGGUCGGUUAACAACUGUUGUCCCGGAGAACUUGUUUGACGAUACAGAUGACCCGAUGGGACAAGGAGUGGAUUCUGAGACGGAUCAGGAGUUGUUACAGGCUCAGUUGAUGCAAGAGGCCAACGCUGGAAGGGCAAUGUCGAUGCUUCUGAUUGGGACAGUGGCGGAGUUGUAUGAUCCGCACGAGCUGGUGGAGGUCGGGUUUUUACAUGAGAUUUUGAGAUCCCGGGAUGGGGAUGAGGAGAUAAGAGCAGAAGGCGCAUUGGCAUUGGCUCAGUUAGCAAAAUUGUGUCCGGUGGAAUACAUCCAAGAGAUGCUACCGCUCUUUGACGACUACCUGGUGGAUCCCAGUCUGUCGGUCAGACAGUCUAUCUGUUUCUCCCUACCCGUGCUUUGUCGAAGAAUAGAAGACAGUCAGAGUCGACGAGAUUUAGCUGUCCGUGGGGCGAUAACACUUGCCCAAUCAGAUGCCUGGCAGUCCAUCUUGGAGGUAUUGGGUGAAGUCAUUCACUGCUUUAUUUCUGAUCCUCUUGGUCCACCUAAAGAGUUAUUGGAGAUUUUUUGUGAUGAUAGUUCCAUUCCACCUCUUUCAGCUACAGACACAGACUGGGAUGUGCUAGUGGCAUACAAUUUUCCUGGUGUCUGUCUUACACUCGGCGCCGAUCGUUGGCCUGAAUUACUUCCUCUACUCGAACGAAUAGUCCAUCGUGCCGGUGCAAGAGUGAUGACCACCAUAUCUUCUUUCUUACAUGAACUUUCCCGUAUCCUUCGACCUGAUCAAGUCGCCUCCAAUCUCUUACCCAUCUUUCAUCGUUGUCUCGGACACUCUGACGCUACCAGAGAAAGGAUAUAUGAACAUCUAGACGUGUUCCUCUCUGGUCUUCCUUCACAAGAAGCAUGGGAUUUAUUCUCCUUUUUAGCGGAAAAAUCAAAAACGGACGCAUUAGGUGGUUGGCGAGCAAGAGAAAAACUAGCCCUUCACGUACCUGCUUUUCUCACUUUAUUUCCUGAAGACUAUCAAGCAAGUCGUAUACUCGAAAUGACACAUUCAGCAUUGAUCGAUAAAUUCGCAUGUGUACGUGAUGCCGUGACUUUAUCCGUCCCUAGGACAUAUGAUUUACUUCGAAAUCGACCCAUACCAGCUGAAGCUUUCAGAAGGAUGAUCCUGGAUUUAGGAGAUUCGGGGAUAUACAAACAUCGUCAAACAUUUGUCCGUUGUAUCAGAGAAUUCGCAAGACUACCUCCGAAUAGAAAAGUUUUUGAACAAUUUUUCUUACCUUUCCUACCACGUCUCACGCAGGAUGUAAUUGAUGUGAGAUUAUCAUUAGCUCAAAUGGUAGCGAAUUUAUUUGUUGUAGGAGCUUUUUAUGGGUUUACAGGUCCUAAAGAUCCUGGAUUUGGGGGCGAAGAUAUGUCCAUUAUGAGUAUGGGAGAAAAUGGUCAAGUGAUUAUUCCUGCCGCUAUGGAAAGACUCGCUACUGCUUUGGCGGAUGAUGAAAGUUCAGAAGUACGUGAUACUUUGAGAAACGUAUUGGACCGUUUGAGUCAUGGAAAGGAAGUUGGGUUGAUUGGUGUUGCAGAUGAUACUGAACAGUUGGGGAGUGAUGGUGGUAAGGAAAGUUUGAAUGAGAAAGGAGAAGAAAUGGAGGAAGGGAAUCCAUUCGCGGAGGCGUUUGAGGAUGUGAUCUAG
This is a messenger RNA of Tremella mesenterica DSM 1558, 4661 nucleotides long. RefSeq lists its product as uncharacterized. NCBI's taxonomy places the organism in Eukaryota, Fungi, Basidiomycota, Tremellomycetes, Tremellales, Tremellaceae. The coding region runs from base 129 to 4661 and encodes 1510 amino acids. The transcript is spliced from 5 exons. Gene Ontology annotation, molecular function: protein phosphatase regulator activity. Gene Ontology annotation, biological process: protein dephosphorylation. The record is from RefSeq and is a predicted model, not a curated record.